AUGAUAAGUUCGAAGGUGCGUCCGUCUGCGCAGGCUCUUUUCUGUUCAAUUCGUAUCUGUGCUAUGCCCUACUCAACUUCUACCCCCCUGAAUGCCUCAACGAUGGAUGACAAUCGUCGACUUUUCGAGUACACAUCCGGUCGAUGGAUAUACAACGAGGACAUCCGUCUCACCGAACGCCACGGAGAGUUCAACGUCGAUGCUUUGAAAAGCGCCGCUGCUCAGUCGCUACAGAGAUGCGAUACUGAUGUCAAAAGUUUGUCAAAGCUUGCCGAAGGAGGCUUCAACCGCGUUCUGCAGAUCACCCUGGUCGACGAUACUCAGGUUCUUGCCCGGUUGCCAUAUCCCUCAACCGAACCAAGACAAUUGGCAGUUGCCAGCGAGGUGGCGACCUUGGCUCUCCUCCGUGCUCAUGGUCUCCCUGUGCCCCGCGUGUAUGGCUACUCAACAGAUGCUAGAAAUUCGGUUGGUUCGGAGUAUAUCAUAAUGGAAAAAUUGCCAGGAAAAUCUCUUGGCGAUUGUUGGUUUGAUUUGUCAGACCAACAACGUCUCAAAGUGCUUCUACAGCUUGUAAAGCUAGAGGCAAAACUUCAUUCUAUCGAGCUUCCAGCGAGCGGAAGCAUAUAUUAUGGGAGAGACCUGCCUUCAGACUCACCGCGCAUUGCCAUACCAGACUCAGAUCUCUGUAUUGGUCCCAGCACAGCUCUUAAAUGGUGGUUUUCUGAGCGUGCCACGCUCCGUAUUGAUCGCGGUCCUUGUGUAAACGCGAUCGAUGUCCUCCGCAACCCUGCCUUGAAAGAACUGGCUUGGCUACGUGCAUAUGGCCGGCCGCGCUUCCCAUUUCAACGUGCGUAUCGCGAGUCCAUGGAAUACCGAUUGUCCCUCCCCAAUGACCAUAUUCGUUCGCUCGAAGCGUAUCUCAAAAUCGCUGCUGAACUGCUUCCAUCAAAUGAAUUGCUGCGCCCUCUCCUUCGCCACCCAGAUCUCCAGCCGAACAACAUACUCGUCUCGGAUGAUCUAGACAUCGUCGGAUUGAUUGACUGGCAACACGCAUCUGUACUACCGCUCUUUCUCGCCGCUGGAAUACCCAAAUUCUCCCAGAACUACGACGACCCUGAAUCGCUUAUCUUUCGCCCACCUCCUCGUCCAGAACUAGACGGCAUAGACGACGAGGGAAAGGUCGAUGCCUUUCGGCGUCGCCAUACCCACUUUUUCUAUUUGGCCUUCACGCAGCGUUUCAAUGAACCUCAUUUCCACGCCAUAGAUCAGCCGACGAGUAUGCUUACCCGCCGCAUCUUUAGCCAUGCCGGCGAGCCCUGGGAAGGGAAUAAUGUUCCUCUUCAGGCUGACCUUGUGCUCAUUACCAAACUCUGGAACGAAUACUCGACCGGCCCAUGUCCGAUAUCAUUCUCUUCAGCCGAGGCUGAUUCCAUCAUGCACCUGCAAAGUAUGCAAGAAGAAGUUGAUCUCCAGCUCAAACUGGUCCGCAACUUCAUUGGCGUCGGCGUGGACGGUUGGACCUCUCCGGACGCAUAUGAAGCUGCCUGUUCCCGCGCUCGUCAGAUGAAGGUUGACGGCCUUGCUUCUCUCGACACGGAGUACGAACGCGAGAUGACAGAUCGUCACUGGCCAUUUGACGACCACAACGAGGACGAGUAG
Messenger RNA from Penicillium psychrosexuale, 1659 nucleotides. Its product is annotated as phosphotransferase family protein. The coding region runs from base 1 to 1659 and encodes 552 amino acids. Gene Ontology annotation, molecular function: protein kinase activity; ATP binding. Gene Ontology annotation, biological process: protein phosphorylation. Gene Ontology annotation, cellular component: mitochondrion. NCBI's taxonomy places the organism in Eukaryota, Fungi, Ascomycota, Eurotiomycetes, Eurotiales, Aspergillaceae. The record is from RefSeq and is a predicted model, not a curated record. The transcript is spliced from 3 exons.